Molecule: messenger RNA, 1452 nt
Organism: Adineta steineri
Lineage: Eukaryota; Metazoa; Rotifera; Eurotatoria; Adinetida; Adinetidae
Source: the annotation of a GenBank genome assembly
AUGUCGCGCAUAUACAAUAAUAACAAUCGUUAUCAAUCAAAUCGAUUAUCAUUCGAUGUCCAUGCUCCUCAAAAAGCUAUCUAUCGUAUUCGAGCACAAUCUGAUAUACAUCGAACUCAAUUUAUCGUUGAUACAUUUUCACAAUUUUUUAAUGCUGGAAUUCGUGAAAAUCCAACUGCUUUUCGUGGUCGUUUUCGUAAAAUGGCAGCUACACCAUUUAAUUUCUAUCGUGGAUCAGCAGUCUUAUUUUAUCAAGAUUUAAAAAUUGAUCAAGAUCAAUUCAUUGCUCGAAAUCAAGCUGCUGGACAAGUUUUUAUUCAUGGUGAUUUACAUGCAGAAAAUUUUGGUACAUAUUUAGAUAAUAAUGGUAUUCUUAAUUUUGAUGUCAAUGAUUUUGAUGAAGGUUAUGUUGGUCCAUUUACAUGGGAUGUGAAACGGUUAAUAACUUCAAUUAAUUUAAUAUGCUAUUCAAAAGGUUUUUCCGAUAGAGAAAUCGAACAUAUUCUUAUCGUUUUUAUUGAAGAAUAUUUAAAACAAGUUUAUGAAUUUUGUAAACAUUCAAAAGAUCAUUUUGCUUUAACAUUAAAAAAUACAACAGGUAAAAUAAAAAAAUUAUUAAAUGAAACUCGUAUUAAAUCUCAUGUUGCACAUUUGGAUUCAAUGACAAUUAUUGAAAAUUAUGAUCGAAGAUUUAUUCGUACAAAAUAUACACAAGAUGUUGAUGAUAACUUACGUGAUAAUUUAAUGCAUGCAUUCGAAAAAUAUUUAGAAACAGUACCAGAAAAUAAAAAACAAGUGGAUUUAAAUGUUAACAGUUCACAAUUAACUUAUAAAAUUAAAGAUAUUGUUGCACGUUCAUCACCCGGAAUUGGUUCAGCAGGAAAAGUUUCCUAUUCAUUUUUAAUUGAAGGUCGAUCGGAAACAUUAGAAAAUGAUAUUAUUCUCUAUAUGAAACCAGCACAAAAAUCUGCUGUUUCUUAUGUUGUUCGAAAUCCAACAUUAGAUGAAUAUUUUAAACAUGAUGGUUUACGUACAGUUUUAUGUUCAUAUGCAAUGCAAGCAUCAACACCUAAAUGGUUAGGUUAUACAACAUUAGGUUCAAUUCCUUGUCUUGUUGAUGCAGUUACAGCACAUUCAGAAGAUUUAGAUUGGUCGGAUAUCAAUGAUUUUAAAGAUGUUUUAGAAGUCAUUCAAUAUCUUGGACGAGCUAUGGCUAAAAUUCAUUGCGUAGCUGAUUCCGAUUGUCUUAAUACACCAAAAGAUGUUGUACAAUUACCAUUUUCAAUUAUACCAAAAGAUACGGAAUUUACAAUUCGAGAUGCUAUUCAUGGAGAAGAUGAUGAAUUUAUUCAAGAUAUGGUAGAAUUUGGCAUGUUAUAUGGUGAACAAGUAAGACGUGAUCAUCGAUUAUUUUUCGAAGCAUUUCGUAAUAAUCAAUUUCCAGAUCUUUAA